Diaporthe batatas is the source of this 1143-nucleotide messenger RNA. RefSeq lists its product as uncharacterized. Gene Ontology annotation, biological process: protein phosphorylation. Gene Ontology annotation, molecular function: protein kinase activity; ATP binding. The record is from RefSeq and is a predicted model, not a curated record. The transcript is spliced from 5 exons. Bases 1 to 1143 code for a protein of 380 amino acids. NCBI's taxonomy places the organism in Eukaryota, Fungi, Ascomycota, Sordariomycetes, Diaporthales, Diaporthaceae.
AUGGACACUGAAUUUCCUGCCUGCUAUUAUCAGAUUAGAGAGCUAUGGGAUGAGGAAAAUCUUUCUCGCUAUGAGCCAGACGGGUACCACCCCGUCCACCUUGGAGACCUCUUCAAAGAGGGACUAUCUAAUCGCAGGCAACAUCAGUGGGUCUCCCUAAAGAUCCUAACAGCCGCUGAAACCGAGUCCCGAGAGGCGCAAAUGCUACGUGCGCUGCAAAAGGACAGCUCCAUACAGCAUGUUGUCCGUUUACUAGACUCGUUUGUACACGCAGGACCUAAUGGCAAUCAUCAAUGUCUCGUGCUGGAACUGCUCGGCCCUAGUGUCGGAUAUGUUGUCAGCUGUGAGUACAACGAACCUGGAGAACGCCUCGAGGUGGCUGCUAUUUUGAGAAUCACCAAGCAACUGCUUCAAGCCCUUGCAUCACUGCACAAGGCUGGAUAUGCACAAGGAGAUGUCAGCGCGCGCAAUAUUGCUUUUACCGCCUCUUGUUUCGAAGACUGUUCCGAAGAACGCCUGACUGAGAUCAUUGGGCCUCCAAAGACUGAAGAACUGCGUCCAGUCGACGGCGAGCCCUUGAAGGAUAGCUUACCCAAAUACCUCGUGGAAAGCACAAGAUGGGACGACUGGUUGGAAGAGGACAAUGAGGACAUCUGCCUUAUCGACUGGGGUCAAGCGUUUGCUCGAGGCGCCGAGCCUGCCAAAAUCGCACAGCCGUUUGGCCUGAACGCACCCGAGACCGUGUUUACUCCACACAUCGACUACAGAAUAGACCUGUGGCGUGCUGGAUGGAUAAUUUACUUUCUUAUAUUUUCUCAAAAACCGUUCCUAGCAUAUGGGAUUGACGGUUUGAUCGGUAAUAUGAUUGACUUCAUUGAAGAGUUGCCUACGGAAUGGCGACCAAAAUGGGAGGAAAUAAAGCGCACCACCCGAAACGGUUUGGACCACAUAUUAGAGGAUGAAAAGCAGGAAGUACCACGACUGGAGCAGAAGUUUCGUGACAGCAUUCAUGAUCCAGAGCUUCAGGGUUUGCUACCUAUCAUGCAAGGACUCAUGAGGUUCCUGCCUGAAAACCGAAUUUCGGCUUCGGAUGCGUUGAAGUUGCUCGAGGAAUCACCGGUUCAAAGCCAAGAUGAAAUCUAG